Molecule: messenger RNA, 2820 nt
Organism: Salvelinus namaycush (lake trout)
Lineage: Eukaryota; Metazoa; Chordata; Actinopteri; Salmoniformes; Salmonidae
Product: glutamate receptor ionotropic, kainate 1-like
Exons: 17
Coding region: 1-2820 (939 amino acids)
Biological process (GO): monoatomic ion transport; synaptic transmission, glutamatergic; modulation of chemical synaptic transmission
Cellular component (GO): presynaptic membrane; kainate selective glutamate receptor complex; postsynaptic membrane
Molecular function (GO): transmitter-gated monoatomic ion channel activity involved in regulation of postsynaptic membrane potential; kainate selective glutamate receptor activity
Source: RefSeq, a predicted model, not a curated record
AUGGGAGAUGACAGUAACAUGGGAGGUGACAGUAACAUGGGAGGUGACAGUAACAUGGGAGGUGACAGUAACAUGGGAGAUGUGGGUAGCAUUGGAGGCAACAGUAACAUGGGAGGCGACAGUAACAUGGGAGGUGCGAGUAACAUGGGAGGUAGGAGUAACAUGGGAUGUGACAGUAACAUGGGAGUUGACAGUAACAUGGGAGGUGACAGUAACAUGGGAUGUGACAGUAACAUGGGAGGCAACAGUAACAUGGGAGGCGACAGUAACAUGGGAGGCGACAGUAACAUGGGAGGGGGUAUCUUUGAGACCCUUGAGAAUGAGCCCAUUAGUGUGGAGGAGCUGGCCUUUAAAUUCGCUGCGACAAACAUCAACAGGAACCGGACCUUAAUGCCCAACACCACCCUGACCUACGACAUCCAGAGAAUAAACCUCUUCGACAGCUUCGAAGCCUCCAGAAGAGCCUGUGACCAGUUGGCUCUGGGUGUCGGGGCGGUGUUUGGUCCUUCUCACAGCUCCUCCGUCAGUGCUGUCCAGUCCAUCUGCAAUGCUCUGGAGGUACCCCAUAUUCAGACCCGGUGGAAACACCCCUCUGUGGACAACAAGGACAGCUUCUACAUCAACCUGUACCCAGAGUAUGCCUCCAUCAGCAGAGCCAUACUGGACAUCGUACAGUACUACAAGUGGAAGACAGUCACCGUGGUUUACGAGGAUGCAACUGGGUUAAUUCGUCUUCAGGAGCUGAUCAAAGCUCCGUCCAGGUACAGCAUCAAGAUUAAGAUUCGCCAGCUGCCUACGGAGAGUAAAGACGCCCGGCCGUUACUAAAGGAGAUGAAGAAGGGGAAAGAGUUCUAUGUCAUCUUCGACUGUUCCUACCAGACCUCCGCAGACGUACUCAAACAGAUCAUGUCCAUGGGGAUGAUGACUGAGUAUUACCACUUCUUCUUCACUACUCUGGACCUAUUUGCUCUGGACCUGGAGCCGUACAGGUACAGCGGUGUGAACAUGACCGGGUUCCGCCUCCUCAACAUAGACAACCCGCAGGUCGCCUCCGUGGUCGACAAGUGGUCCAUGGAGCGCCAGCAGGCCCCGCCCAAACCAGAGACGGGCAUGCUGGAUGGCAUGAUGACGACUGAGGCAGCGUUGAUGUAUGAUGCUGUGUACAUGGUGGCAGCAGCCUCCCAGCUCUCCACUCAGAUCACUGUCAGCUCACUGCAGUGCCACAGACACAAACCCUGGCGCUUCGGAGCACGAUUCAUGAACAUGUUCAAAGAGGCAACGUGGAACGGUUUGACAGGACAGAUCAUUAUAAACAAGACAGACGGUUUGAGGAAAGACUUUGACCUGGACGUCAUCAGUCUGAAGGAAGACGGCUUGGAGAAGACGAUCGGGGGCAAUAGCCACCUCAAUAAAGUGUGGAAAAAGAUUGGAUUGUGGAACUCCAACAAUGGCCUUAACCUUACGGAAAGCCUGAAGGAUACGGGGACUAACAUCACAGAUUCUAUGGCCAACAGGACUCUGGUCGUCACUACUAUCCUGGAAAACCCUUACGUCAUGUAUAAGAAGUCUGACAAGCCUCUCUACGGUAACGACCGGUUCGAAGGUUACUGCCUGGACCUACUGAAGGAGCUGUCCAACAUCCUGGGAUUUGCCUACGAGGUUAAACUGGUAUCUGACGGGAAGUAUGGCGCUCAAAACGAUAAGGGAGAAUGGAACGGCAUGGUGCGGGAACUCAUAGACCAUGUAGCAGACCUGGCUGUGGCUCCUCUGACCAUCACCUAUGUGAGAGAGAAGGUGAUAGACUUCUCUAAGCCCUUCAUGACUCUGGGCAUCAGUAUCCUGUACCACAAACCCAACGGCACCAACCCCGGAGUGUUCUCCUUCCUCAACCCCCUGUCUCCUGACAUCUGGAUGUAUGUACUACUGGCCUGCCUCGGAGUCAGCUGUGUCCUGUUUGUCAUCGCCAGGUUUACCCCCUAUGAGUGGUACAACCCUCACCCCUGUAACCCCGACUCUGACGUGGUGGAGAACAACUUCACUCUCAUCAACUCCGUCUGGUUUGGGGUGGGAGCUCUGAUGCAGCAAGGGUCUGAGCUGAUGCCUAAAGCCCUGUCUACGAGGAUAGUAGGUGGCAUCUGGUGGUUCUUCACCCUCAUCAUCAUCUCCUCUUACACGGCCAACCUGGCUGCCUUCCUCACCGUGGAGAGGAUGGACUCCCCCAUCGACUCGGCUGACGACCUGGCCAAGCAGACUAAGAUAGAGUAUGGAGCUGUGAGAGACGGAUCAACCAUGACCUUCUUCAAGAAAUCCAAGAUCUCCACCUAUGAGAAGAUGUGGGCGUUUAUGAGCAGCAGGAAGAACACAGCUCUGGUGAAGAACAACAGGGAGGGGAUCCAGAGAGUCAUGACCACAGACUACGCUCUCCUCAUGGAGUCCACCAGCAUCGAGUACAUCAGUCAGAGGAACUGUAACCUCACGCAGAUCGGAGGCCUCAUAGACUCUAAGGGCUACGGCGUAGGCACUCCUAUAGGCUCCCCCUACAGAGACAAGGUGACCAUCGCCAUCCUGCAGCUCCAGGAAGAAGGGAAGCUCCACAUGAUGAAGGAGAAAUGGUGGAGAGGGAACGGUUGUCCUGAGGAGGACAGUAAGGAGGCCAGCGCCUUGGGAGUGGAGAACAUCGGCGGUAUUUUCAUAGUGCUAGCAGCCGGACUGGUUCUCUCUGUGUUUGUAGCUAUCGGAGAGUUCAUUUACAAAUCCAGGAAAAACUUGGACAUAGAGGAGGUGAGUGUGGGACAGUGUGAGUGGCAUCACAAGUACUAA